Knipowitschia caucasica is the source of this 567-nucleotide messenger RNA. The record is from the annotation of a GenBank genome assembly. NCBI's taxonomy places the organism in Eukaryota, Metazoa, Chordata, Actinopteri, Gobiiformes, Gobiidae.
AUGGCUGGGUGUUGUGGUACAAGCACACGUCUUAAACUCAGACUUGGCUUCACGUUCAAAGUCCUGUGGGUGCUUUACGCGAUCCUGGAUGCGGCCGGAUCCCAAGAGAUUUACGCGCCGCACUCGAUCCGCGUGGAGGGAGACGUGACGCUGGGGGGGCUCUUCCCGGUCCACGCCAGGGGGGUCCCAGGGAUUCCUUGUGGCGACAUCAAGAAGGAAAACGGAAUUCACAGACUGGAAGCGAUGAUGUACGCGCUGGAUCAGAUCAACGGGGACCAGGAUCUGCUGCCCAACAUCACCUUGGGAGCGCGCAUCCUGGACACUUGCUCCAGAGACACGUACGCGCUCGAACAGUCGCUGACUUUUGUCCAGGCGCUGAUCCAGAAGGACACUUCGGAUGUGAGGUGCACGAACGGAGAGCCACCGCUGUUUGUCAAACCGGAGAAAGUUGUGGGGGUGGUGGGAGCCUCUGCCAGCUCCGUGUCGAUCAUGGUGGCCAACAUUCUGCGCCUCUUCCAGACCGGUGGAGCUCCUGGUUUGCAUGCACCAUCUUUCUGCAUCCUCUGA